GGACGCUCCCGCCGGAAGUCGAGACGCGCGGCCACCCCGGCUCUUAUCUAAGAUGGCGGCGGUGGUGCUGACUGCAGGUUCUGUGGUGGCCCGACGGCUCCUCUGGGCUUGGCCUGGCCGCCACCUGGUGCGGGGUUCGGCCCCAGCGAACUCGUCCAUACAACUUGGGACAAGCAGAUUCAGAUCCACCAAGGCAGCACCGCAAAUAGUCUUAAAUGUUCCUGAGACUAAAGUGUGUUCUCUGGAAAAUGGGCUGAGAGUAGCUUCUGAAGAUUCUGGACUCUCAACAUGCACAGUUGGUCUUUGGAUUGAUGCUGGAAGCAGGUAUGAAAAUGAGAAGAACAACGGAACGGCUCACUUUCUGGAGCAUAUGGCUUUCAAGGGGACAAAAAAGAGGUCUCAAUUAGACUUGGAACUAGAGAUUGAAAACAUGGGCGCUCAUCUUAAUGCCUACACGUCCAGAGAACAAACUGUGUAUUAUGCAAAGGCUUUCUCAAAGGACUUGCCAAGAGCUGUGGAGAUUCUUGCUGACAUCAUACAGAACAGUACACUGGGGGAAGCAGAGAUCGAGCGGGAGCGAGGAGUUAUCCUUCGAGAGAUGCAGGAAGUUGAAACCAAUUUGCAGGAAGUUGUCUUUGAUUAUCUUCAUGCCACAGCCUAUCAGAACACUACAUUGGGACGGACAAUAUUAGGACCCACAGAAAACAUCAAAUCCAUAAAUCGCAAUGACUUGGUGGAGUACAUAACAACACAUUAUAAAGGACCCAGAAUAGUGCUGGCUGCUGCUGGAGGAGUCUCUCAUGAUGAAUUGCUUGAUUUAGCAAAUUAUCAUUUUGGUAACUUACCAUCGACUCAGGAAGGAGGAAUGCCAGCCCUGCCCCCUUGCAGAUUCACAGGUAGUGAGAUUCGUAUAAGAGAUGACAAGAUGCCUUUGGCACACAUCGCAAUAGCUGUCGAAGCAGUUGGCUGGUCUCACCCAGAUACAAUUCCCCUUAUGGUAGCAAAUACUCUGAUAGGCAAUUGGGAUCGUUCCUUUGGAGGAGGCGUGAACUUAUCCAGCAAGCUUGCCCAAAUCACUUGCCAUGGCAACCUGUGUCAUAGCUUCCAAUCUUUCAACACCUGUUACACUGAUACUGGACUGUGGGGGCUGUACAUGGUUUGUGAACCAUCCACUGUACAGGAUAUGAUGCACUUCGUUCAGAGAGAGUGGAUACGACUCUGCACAAGUGUUACUGAAAGUGAAGUAUCUCGAGCCACGAACCUCUUAAAAACAAAUAUGCUGUUACAGCUUGAUGGGUCCACCCCCAUCUGCGAGGACAUUGGGAGACAGAUGUUGUGUUACAAUCGUAGAAUUCCAAUUCCUGAACUUGAAGCAAGAAUUGAGGCUAUUGAUGCCCAGAGCAUAAGAGAGAUUUGCACAAAGUACAUUUAUGAUAAGUGCCCUGCCAUCGCUGCUGUGGGUCCAAUUGAACAACUUCCAGAUUAUAACAGAAUCCAUAGUGGCAUGUACUGGCUACGUGAUUAAGAACACAUGAUAAAUGUUUUAAUGAAACUACUAGAUUUCUAAAGCAGUUGUCACAAGGCAUAUAGACAAACACAUUUGAUUUCUCUGAACCCCUUGCCCCUCAAGUUCAGUACCAAAAGCCCUACCAUGGGAAAUGGUGUCCAAAAAUUACACAAACGUCACUUAUGGGGAAGUCACCUUGACAGUUAUUCUCAGUCCUUACCCUUUUGUAGUUGGAGAAACUAAUUUCAGAAAGUUAACAUUUAUUCAUGUGAUUUGUCUAAAGAAUAAAAACAUGUACAGUAUUUGCAUUUUAUUAUAAAACAGAACAAAGAUUGUCA
Messenger RNA from Caretta caretta (loggerhead turtle), 1845 nucleotides. RefSeq names its product peptidase, mitochondrial processing subunit beta (gene PMPCB). Gene Ontology annotation, cellular component: mitochondrion. The record is from RefSeq and is a predicted model, not a curated record. Gene Ontology annotation, molecular function: metal ion binding; metalloendopeptidase activity. Lineage: Eukaryota; Metazoa; Chordata; Testudines; Cheloniidae.